AGCGUUAGUUAAAAUGACAGUUAUCGGGGAAACACACCCCUUUGUCUCAGUGGGAGCUCAGCCGGAACAAGCCUUCAAAUCAGAGAUAUCACCUGAUAACACCUGGCAAACCAUAUCGAAAGAGAAAGCAGAAAGUGAAACUCUGCUUGGUGGUGAAUAUAAAGAUGUGUUUGGUGUGUUACAAGGGAGGAACAUGGUGUUUUGUGUAGACUGUAGUGGUAGUAUGUACGAGCAUCUGCCCAUCAUCAUACACCAGUUAUACGAGGUAUUAAAAGAGCGCCUAAUGCAAGACAUGGUAACGAAGUGUUCCACACAGUUCAAUAUAAUAGCAUUCAGUACUCUGGGGAGGAGGUACAGCGAGGAACCUGUCACUCUCAGUCAGCAGUCUCUUCAGAGUGCCUACACUUGGCUCAGGAACCUAGAAACUGAGACUAGCAGUAACACACUAGACGCACUGUUACAAGCCUUCUCUGACUGCACAGUGGACACAGUGUACCUGGUUACAGAUGGACUCCCUGACCAGCGGCCUGCCCUGGUGGUCGAGUGCGUGUUACGCAACAACAGGGGGAGACCCAUAGUAUCAGUCAGUAUUGGAGCUGGCAGUAACGGUAACGCUGACUUGCUGCUGACUGACCUGGCAUCAGUUACAGGUGGCUCCUUCAGACCGGUAACCUUGCCUCUAAAACUACCUGGUCCUGACGAACUGUCCGCACUACCUAAAGGAGCUGUAGUCCUGCUACAUGGCGGAGUAACGGACAGGAACCUGGAUACCUCCUAUCUCAAACAGGAGAGCACUGAUUUGAGGUGGUCCGGGGACAUCCCAUCUGCUUACCCUACAGUAAGAGAGCCGCCUCCCCCUGAGAAGGUAGUAAAGUUCCCGCUGACAGCUGCUGGCAGGUUGAUGAUGAGGAAGGUUGUGUUGGCAAGGAGCCCUCGGAGAGGCGACUAUAACACUGCAGUUAUCAUAGACCAGCACAGUCCCACGUGUUUUGAAGUUGAGUUUAAGAAGAACCAGCAGAAGGAGAGAUGUGAGCUUUGUCACAUAUUCGCACUACAAGAUGCUCUCAUGCACCCAGUCUUGAAAGGUGAUCACGUGCUAGCCCCUGUUAAGAAAGGAGGACCGUAUGAACCUGGUAACGUAGUGCGAGGAGAGGACUCCCUCCGAGGGACCAACUACCACGGCACUGCUGGUGAUCUAAUGGUGGUACUGUACAGUGGAACUACAGUCAUGUGCAGAGCCGGCUCAGCUAUCUGGAUUCCUAAACCUGUUUACAACAGAAUGGUUACUGAACUUCGAAUAGUCCCUUCUACCAAGUCGUCAGUGGAAGCUGUAGAAGCUCUGAAGGUCUCGGAGCACAACCCCACUUCUCCCCAUGAUCUACAGGACUACAUCCUCAGCAAGAAUAACGGACCCAGGGAGACAGAUGUUUGUGGAGAUGUCCCCAAGACAGUUGUUUGUGAAGUAGUGGACGUAACACCAGUAGUUCUGGAGGACUACCCUUGCGACACUACCGACCAGGACACUAUACUAACCACUCUUAGUCAGCUGGAGAUCAGGGAGGAAGAGCAGGGAGAAAUUCCAGGCUACAUAUCCGGAAUGUUGGCGGACGAGGGACACUUUGACGAGAUUCUAGGGGUUCCCGACCAUCCUCGAUUCAAGGAGAUGGAGGAGGAGGAGGAGGAGGAAGCAGCAAGCAAACCUGUGUGGAGGUAUACUGGUAAAGCAGCUGAGGGAAAUAAGAGUCCCACCUCUAAACCUAUGAGACCAAUGUCCGCCUCACUUCCUCGUGGUAAAAGCACGUACAGGGAAGAGUACCACCUUCCAAGUAAGAUAGACAUGUCCUUCCCUGGAGUGGGGGCUCGUCCCGCCUCCUCCGCUGUCAGACCUCACACAGCCCACUCUUCUACUCCUUCAGUGAGUCAGCUGAAGGAGAGAGAGAGAGCUAAAAGGGACGCUCAGGCCCACAAGAAACAAGAUAGAUUACUCCUAGCUAAGACACGCGUCACUCGUCAGCUCAAAGAGCGGGACGCUAUGAAGGAGCAGAGAGGGUUACAGGUUUCUAAAGAUACUAAGUUCAGGGAGGGACCGACCGGGCAAGCUUUGUCUCGUUUUGCUGAUAAAAAGAAGCUUAAAAAUACUGGCUCCCACCAACAGGGAGCGCUGUCUGUUAACGACAGUCCUAUCCCGGCCCGAACCACAGUGACGGUCCGGGACGACAAGACAGGACGCUUUUCCGGUUAUCGGCUCUCAACUAAACUCUCUUCUGGGAAAUUAUCUCACAACAUUCCGCCCACUUUCCAGAUAGGCUCUAGAGCAGCUGAAGCUAACGUUAUCAGGGCAGUAUCUCACGCUGUGCAGACCGAUAACAAGUAUUACGUCUCCAGACUUACUGCCUGAUCAAUGUUUCCUUAUAUGGUCAGGAGUCAUCACGUGACAGAUGUUUCCUUAUAUGGUCAGGAGUCAUCAUGUGACAGAUGUUUCCUUAUAUGGUCAGGAGUCAUCAUGUGACAGAAUCAUUGUACCAGUACUUUAUGCUAAUUUUUGCUGAAUACAUUAUAACUCUUUUACGGCUCUUACUAAAUCGCUCGCCCAAAAAUUUCACGUGACUUUGGUUUUUUUGGUUUUG
Bolinopsis microptera is the source of this 2627-nucleotide messenger RNA. RefSeq lists its product as uncharacterized. Lineage: Eukaryota; Metazoa; Ctenophora; Tentaculata; Lobata; Bolinopsidae. The record is from RefSeq and is a predicted model, not a curated record. The transcript has 17 exons. The coding region runs from base 14 to 2398 and encodes 794 amino acids.